AUGCUGCUAGAGAGAAGCCAAAUGUAUUUAUAUAGCAGUAUCGGUUUAGUGUCGAUUUUGCAGCUAGAUCUUGUUCUAGACAUCAACUAUAUAAUGAAAUUUGAUAGAAUUGUUUUAGCUUCGAGUCUGUUCUUUAGCUUCGUGACACCUGAAGAGGUCGUUUUGGACACUCCGGGAGUCCUGAUUUCCCCAUUAACACACAAUUCUGAGAUUAAUGAUUUAGAAGCGGAAGAAGACGAAGGCUUUCAUAUUCUACGUCGAGAUGAGGGUGGAUUUGAAGGGGACCGAAAUCAUGUUUUCAAGCGCAGCCAGAGGCGGAGCUUCUUUGAUUUAGAGAAAAACGACCUACUACGAUUACAUAAUGAGAAAAGAAGGCUGCAUGUCGAUACCCCACCACUGACGUGGAGCGAUAAAUUGGCAGAUUAUGCGGCUGCUUAUGCUGACUCACUUGUUGGCACGGAUUAUGAUCCGUGUUCAUUAAAUCUAAGACAUUCUAAUGGCCCUUAUGGUGAAAAUAUAGGAGCUAUUAUUCGUCCUUUUGAAAGUGAUAUUGCUACUUCAAGAGAUAUUGUUUUUGCAUGGUAUGAUGAGAUUAAAGAUUAUGACUUUUUGGACAUCACUGGAACCAGACGUAACGGUCGCUUGGUAGGACAUUUUACCCAGAUGAUUUGGGCUGCCACUGAAAAAGUCGGCUGUACAUUACUUUAUUGUCCAGCAGACAGUAGGUUUGGUAAAACCUUGACGUUAUAUAUCCUGUGUUCAUAUGAACCUGCUGGAAAUGUUGUAAUGGCCGCAAAUGCACCAGACAGGUUUCUACGGUACAGGCAAAACGUGAAAAGAUUAAAGGUACUUUAA
Eremothecium sinecaudum is the source of this 855-nucleotide messenger RNA. Its product is annotated as HCL639Cp. NCBI's taxonomy places the organism in Eukaryota, Fungi, Ascomycota, Saccharomycetes, Saccharomycetales, Saccharomycetaceae. The record is from RefSeq and is a predicted model, not a curated record. The coding region runs from base 1 to 855 and encodes 284 amino acids. Gene Ontology annotation, cellular component: extracellular region. The transcript has a single exon.